Messenger RNA from Planococcus citri (citrus mealybug), 2216 nucleotides. RefSeq lists its product as uncharacterized. NCBI's taxonomy places the organism in Eukaryota, Metazoa, Arthropoda, Insecta, Hemiptera, Pseudococcidae. The transcript has a single exon. Gene Ontology annotation, molecular function: structural molecule activity. The coding region runs from base 2 to 910 and encodes 302 amino acids. The record is from RefSeq and is a predicted model, not a curated record.
AAUGCCUGAGCCAGCAGGUACUUCUAGUCCUACUUAUGGCAGAGGUAUUAUCAAUUCUAUGAUUAAUAAUUUACCAUUUGAAAUGCAUAUGCCUGGCUACAAUUAUUUAGGUCCAGGUACCAAGCUUGAAAAGAGAUUGAAUGCAGGCAGCCAACCAAUAAAUAAACUUGAUGAAUUGGCUAUGAAUCAUGAUAUAGCUUAUUCUAAAUCUAAAAAUUUGGAUGAUCGUCAUGCUGCUGAUUAUGAUUUACAAGAAGGAGCUUGGAACAGGGUCUUGGCUGAUGAUGCUGGUUUUGGUGAAAAAGCAGUAGCAUGGUUAACAACUAAUGCCAUGAAAGCUAAAAGAGCUUUAGGUGCUGGCUUGCUAACAAAGUACCCUGUAUCUCUGGAACCAGCAGAGCAAGAAAAACUUGCAGCAGCUGUACAGGCACAAAAAGGUGUUUCUCUAAAGGUUAGUACUAUACGUACCAAAGAAUCUGUGAUGAGUGAGUCCUACUUACCUCUAACAAAAAGUCAGAUUGCAAAUCUUAAAAAAGGUGGCAGUGGUAAGAAAACCAUCAGAUUAUCAGCUGCUCAGGUUGAAAAGGUCAAGUCUGGAGGUUACCUUAAAACAAUGCUUCAGUAUGGUCCUACAGCCAUAGGUGCUGUUUCUGCUCUUGUUAAUCUUUUCAAAAGUAAGGAAAAAGAUGGCAAAGGUGUUUACAUCAACAAGAAACCUAGAGGUUCAGGAGUUUACAUUAAUAAAAAACCAAAAAGUGGUGAAGGUGUUUACAUUAAUAAGAAACCUAAAGGUUCAGGUGUUUACAUCAAUAAAAAACCAAAAAGUGGUGAAGGUGUUUACAUUAACAAGAAACCUAAAGGUAAUGGUCUUUUGGAUGAACUUCUAAAAAAAAAAAAGCUACUCCAUUAAAUAAUUUGGAAUUGACAGAGUAUGCCAUUCAAUUGAAAAUACCUUUCUUUAGAGGUGUAUUCAUGCGUGAUAAGUUACCAACAAAAAUUUUAAAAAAUGAAUCUGCUAUUGUGAAUUUAGAUUCAAGCUCUGGUCCAGGUACUCAUUGGGUUGCAUAUGUGAAACGUGGUCAAAAUGUAGAAUAUUAUGACUCUUUUGGUGUUGCCCCACCAGCUGAACUACUUGUUUACUUUGGAAAGAAAGCCAAGGUAAUUUAUAAUUAUGAGCAAGAUCAAAAAUUAAGUCAAGUCAUUUGUGGUCAUUUGUGUUUGAAGUUUCUGCAUAAAUACAUAUGAUUUCAGAACUUUGAUAUUUGAAAAAUGGAUUUAGCUCUUGAAUUGCACAAACCUGUGAUUAAAAAAUUUAAAACGCGCCAAAUCAUCACCAAAGGUAUUGAUCACAUUUGGCAAGCUGAUUUAUUGAUCAUGUCUCAGUAUAAAAAAGAAAAUGAUGGCUACACCAAUAUUCUGAAUGUUAUAGACUGUUUCAGCAAGUAUGCUUGGUGUAUACCUCUGAAAUCAAAAUCUGCAAAAGAUGUUACUGAAGCAUUUCGAAAAAUACUCAAGGCCAAAAGACCUAAUCGAAAACCUGAAUUGCUGCAUGUUGAUCGUGGUAAAGAAUUUGUAAAUUCUACUUUCAAAAAAUUGUUGAAGGAAUACAACAUCACCAUGUACCAUACAUUCACUGAGAUCAAAGCAGCCAUGGUAGAAAGAUUCAACAGAACACUGAAUGAGAAAAUGAAGCUACAUUUUGAAGUCAACCAAAAUCAUCAUUGGAUAAAAAUUCUACCAAAGCUUGUUACUGAGUACAAUAAACAGGAUAUACAUAGAUCUAUUGGUAUGACUCCUUCAUCUGUAAACCAUAAGACAGAGUCAGAAGUUUAUCAGCGAUUAUAUGGCAUUGAAAAAUUCAAAUUGCCAAAAGCUACAUUUAAAAUAGGUGACCGCGUUAGAAUUAUUGCAUACAGAUAUACAUUUACAAAUAAGUACUCAAGAAGGUGGACAAAAGAAAUUUUUGUGGUUGAUAAAGUACACUACACAGUUCCCAUAACAUACAUUAUUAAAGCUUUGGAUGGUGAAAUGAUUAGUGGAAAGUUUUAUAAACAAGAAUUGCAGAGAACCAAAUUUUGAAAAUUGAGUAUAGUAGUAUACUGCCAACUCAUUUGAACUCAUCGAAACAGUCCUUCUUAGGGCUUCACCAAAAAAUAGAAAAAAUAAAAAAAAACCUAAAAAUCUUAAAAAUAUAAAAAAAAAAUAUUAGUCUUAAG